AUGAGUAGCGAUAAUUUAAGAAAAGGAUUGAUUAACGAUAGCUUUGGAGACUUCGGGAGUUUCGUAGAGACCCAAAUGCCUGAGGAGAAGAAAACAAUGAGAGAAAAAGCAGGAUUCUUCGGGAAAAUGUUUGUUUCCUGGAUCUACCCUACUUUGAAAUUAGCUUAAAGUCAGCCAUUGGAGAUUGAAACAAUACAACCUCUGGCAAAGACUGAGAAAUCCAAAUAUCUUUACGAGAAAUUCAAAAAAUAAUUGAGCAUUACUAAGAGAGGCGAAAAUACUAUAUUCGAGGCCUUGUUUCACACAUUUUAGAAGCGAAUCAUAAUUACUUUUAUUUGGUUAAUAAUUUCAGCCAGCACUGCAGUUGUUAUUCCAAUUAUGAUUAAGAAUAUUAUUGACUACAUUACCAGGUAGGAAGAGGAUUAUGUAUAUGCUACCAUAAUAAUUGCAGUUAUCAUGAUAUCAAGAGCAAUUAAUAUGAUUUCGAAUGCUUAAUCUAGAUUGGAGAUUAGAGCCUUUGGUUUUGAUGCUUAAUCUGUACUUUCAGUAGAAUUAUUGAGUAAAAGUUUACGAACUUCUUUUUUAAGUAAUCCGAGGUACACUACUGGAGAAGUGAUAAAUUUGAUGUAAGUGGAUGCAGGGAAACUACAAUUUGUAACAUAUUACUUGGGAGUGGCAUUGUUGGUUCCAAUCUAGUUGAUAGUCACAAUAUAUUUAAUGUUUGUUUAUAUUGGAUUAUCGUUUCUUGGAGGGUUCGGUAUAAUGUUGUUAACAGCAGUUUGGAACACGAUGAUAGGUAAGUUCUUAAUGAAAUAUUAACAAACGAUGAUGAAGGAGAAGGACAAGAGGACAAAUUGUGCAAAUCAGAUAUUCUCAUAGAUCAAAUUCAUUAAAAUAAAUGCUUUUGAAGAGUUCUUCAGAGAGAAACUAUUCAAAUUGAGGAAGGCUGAGAUCAAUAUAACUAGAAAGCGUUACUUUGGAACGGCCUUCUAUAUCUUUUCAGUUUGGUUAAGUCCUUUAUUGAUAUUGUGUGGAACAUUCCUUAUGCACAUUUUAUUAGGCCACCAACUCAGUGCUGGGAGUACGUUUGCAAUCAUAAGUUUAUUCUAAAUGUUGCAAUAACCUUUGUUACAAUUACCAAUAGCAAUCAAUGAGGUUAUGGCUACUAAUAUCAGUUUAAAAAGAAUACAGAAGUUCUUAUUUACUGAGGAAUUAUAAUCGGAUUGCAUCUAGUAUGAUUAUUAUGACGAUGAAAAAUCAAUUGAAAUAAGAGACGGUAAUUUCUAUUGGUCAGCGCUUAAGAAGGAGGAAAUUGAUGAGUAAGAGAAGAAGGAGUAGGAGAACAAAAAGAAGAAGAAGAAGCAAAAGAAAAGCAAAAAGUUUUAGGUCGAAGAGUAAAGCCAUGAGGAAGAUGAGAAGAAAUAGGUGCUGUUUAAUAUCAAUAUUGAAAUUAAGAAGGGACGGAUGAUUGGCAUAAUAGGAGAUGUGGGAUCAGGCAAGACAUCAAUCUUAUAGGCCAUAAUAGGGGAGAUGUUGUUUAAAACUGAGAGUCCUCCUAAAGUUACUGUGGGAGGUUCAUUGGCAUAUGUGGGACAGAAGUAUUGGAUACAAAACUUAACUGUAAAAGAAAACAUAUUAUUUGGAUUAGAGUAUAAAGAAUAGAAAUACUAGAAUGCCCUCAAAUACUCCUGCUUAUAGUAGGAUUUGAAGAUAUUAAUAAAAGGAGAUGAAACUAUGAUUGGAGAAAAGGGAAUAAAUCUAUCUGGUGGUUAAAAAGCAAGAAUAAGUUUGGCUAGGGCCAUCUACAGUGAUGCCGACAUAAUAUUGUUGGAUGAUCCAAUCAGCGCAGUUGAUGCACAUGUAGGUAAUUUCAUUAUGAAUGAAUGUUUGAAUGGAUAUUUGAAGGAUAGAACAAGAAUUCUUAUUACUCAUGCUUUAAACAAUCUGCAAUAUGUAGACUACGUGUAUCUAUUGGAAAAUGGAGCUAUAAUCGAGAAGGGCACGUUUGAGGAAAUAAAAUAAUCAGUCAGUUUCAAUUCGAUAUAUUAAAAGUUAUACAAACAUCAACAUUAAAAUGAUGAUGAGGAGACGAUUGAGUAAAAGGUGGAAGAGUUACCUCAGUUGGUGAAAUAAGCCUCUUAGAAGGAGGAGAACAAGAAUGAUUAGAAUAAUGAAUUGAUGUUGGAUGAGGACAGAGAAAGGGGCAAGUUGGCAUUGGAAACUUACAAGGAAUAUUUUAGAUUAACUGGAUAUUUUAAUAUUGCUUUGUUGGUUAUAAUUUAAAUUUGUUGGAUUAUAUGCUAUUUUGGUACAUCUAUUUUGAUCGCUCUUUGGACUUCUCGAUAUAGAUAAUUAUAAAUAUUUAGAGGUUUAUUUCUAUUUCUCUUUGGGACAGGGAAUAUUUGCGUUUCUGAGACCUUUUUAUUAGUUUCUGCUGGAACCAGAACAUCUGAUAAGAUUCACACGAAAAUGAUAAAUUGUUUACUAUAUGCUCCCUAAUGCUCAUUUUUUGAAAGAGUGCCAUUGGGUAGAAUAUUGAAUAGGUUGACAAAGGAUUAAAACUCAUUGGAUAGUGAAGUAUAUUGGGGAUUGAGUUGGUUUUUUGUGGCUAUCAGCUUAUUGGCAGCGAACUUGACUAUUUAUGUCUAUUCGAGUACUGCUUAUAUGUUGAUUCCUUUGUUUUUCUACUUUUGUCUAUGUUGGUGGAUUCAACAGUUAUAUGUGACAGCAAGCAGGGAAUUAUAAAGAUUAGAAUCAAUCUCUAAAAGUCCGAUAGUGAGUUUCUUUGGAGAAUGCAUAAAUGGAUAGAGUUAUGUGAGGGUGUUUAAAAAAGAAAGUAAAUUCAUAGAAAAGCAUUGUGACAAUAUGGAUGUAAAUCGAAGAGUGUUUUUAGAAUUAAUAGGAUCUUAGACUUGGUUCAUGUUGGUGUUGGGAUUAGUAAGUUUAGUGGUGAAUGCCAUGGCAAUAGUGUAUUGUGUAUUCUUCUCCUUUUCUAAUCCCUCUUUGGCUGGAUUGCUAUUGACCUAUGCAACUUAAAUAGAUGGCAAUGUUUCGGAAUGUGUUCAAUCCUUUAGUUAAUUGCAAUUGGGAUUAGUUUCAUUUGAGAGAUGUUUGGCAUUCACCAAAAUAGAGCCUGAACCAGGAUACAAGGAGUUAGAGAAUUAUUUAGAUCAUUGGCCAAAACAGGGAAGGAUUGAUUAUAGUAAUUAUUCAGUCAGGUAUCGAGAAGGAUUGAAGCCUGCAUUGAAGAAUCUCAAUAUUACGAUUGACCCUCAGGACAAGAUUGGAGUUGUAGGCAGAACUGGAGCAGGUAAGUCUACUAUGACACUAACUCUCCUGAGAAUUCUUAGAAGGCUUUGGAAGGCAAAAUUGUGA
Molecule: messenger RNA, 3375 nt
Organism: Paramecium tetraurelia
Lineage: Eukaryota; Ciliophora; Oligohymenophorea; Peniculida; Parameciidae
Exons: 6
Biological process (GO): transmembrane transport
Cellular component (GO): membrane
Molecular function (GO): ATP hydrolysis activity; ATP binding; ABC-type transporter activity
Source: RefSeq, a predicted model, not a curated record